AUGAAGCCAAGCCGGCAACCUUUCACCAACGCCGUGCGUCCCACGACUGCGCCCAAGCCCGUGAUCGACCUCAAGCAUAUCCGACAGAACCCGACCCUCUACGAACAGACUUGCAUCGAGCGCAACUACAAGGCCCAGGCCGCCUACCCGGCGCGCAUCAUCUCCCUGCACGAGGAAUGGCAGGCGCGGCAGCGUGAGGGCCGCGCGCUGCGGGAGCGUUCGAAUUUGCUCCGGCGACAGAUUGCCAACCCAGCCUCGACAAGGACAGAGGACGAGGGAAAGACGGGGGCCAGCACGCGCGAUGAGCUCCUCGAGGAGGCCAGGCAGCUCAAGACCCAGCUCGGGGCGAUCGAGGAGGACGAGGCCCGGCUGCAGACCGAGAUACGGGGCCUGGCGUUGGCGCUGCCGAACCUGACGAGCGAGGUGACGCCGCGCGGCGACGAGCCCUUGGUGCUGAGCUACAUCAACGACCACCCAGAGCCGGUGCCCGGGUCGUCGGACCGGGUGUGGCGGUCGCACGUGCACAUUGGGGCAGAGCUGGGGAUCCUCGACUUUGCAGGGGCGGCGACGGCCAGUGGGUGGGGGUGGUACUACCUACUGAACGAGGGAGCCCAGCUGGAGCAGGCACUGGUGAGCUACGCGCUGGCGACUGCGACGCGGUACGGCUGGGGCCAGGUGAGCCCGCCGAGCAUGGUGUACAGCCACAUCGCCGCCGCCUGCGGGUUCCAGCCGCGCGACGCCAGCGGAGAGACACAGGUGUACGGGAUUGCGCAGGGUGCUGCCGACCGGGCCAGGGGCCGGCCUGAGCUGUGCAUGGCUGGCACGGCCGAGAUUCCCCUCGCCGGCAUGCGCGCCGACACUGUGCUGGAUGAGGCUGAGCUUCCCUGCCGCCGUGUCGCCGUUAGUAGGUGCUACCGCGCUGAGGCGGGCGCGCGUGGUGCCGACACCAAGGGUCUGUACCGCGUGCACGAGUUCACCAAGGUCGAGCUGUUCGCAUGGACGCGGCCUGACGCCGCCGAGGCCGACGAGCUCUUUGACGAAAUGGUCGACAUGCAGACCGAGAUCCUGGGCUCGCUGGGCUUGCACUGCCGCGUGUUAGAGAUGCCGAGCGGGGAUCUAGGUGCCAGCGCCACGCGGAAGAAUGAUAUUGAGGCGUGGUUCCCCUCUCGGGCCAGGAGGACAAAAGGCUGGGGCGAGGUGACGAGUGCGAGCAUCUGCACAGACUACCAGACACGGCGGCUCGGCACGAGGGUGCGGGUUGCCAGCGAAGGAGGCAAGAUGAGUUUCCCCUGGACGGUGAAUGGCACGGCCAUGGCGGUGCCUAGGGUGCUAGCGGCCAUCCUGGAGACCGGCUGGGACGAGGGCGACAUGACGGUCAGGAUUCCUGAGGUGCUGCGGCCUUGGAUGGACGGCCGGGAGAAAAUUGGGCUGAGGCAUAGGCUCAGGUAG
Molecule: messenger RNA, 1449 nt
Organism: Cryphonectria parasitica EP155
Lineage: Eukaryota; Fungi; Ascomycota; Sordariomycetes; Diaporthales; Cryphonectriaceae
Product: seryl-tRNA synthetase
Exons: 3
Coding region: 1-1449 (482 amino acids)
Biological process (GO): mitochondrial seryl-tRNA aminoacylation
Cellular component (GO): mitochondrion
Molecular function (GO): ATP binding; serine-tRNA ligase activity; tRNA binding
Source: RefSeq, a predicted model, not a curated record